Molecule: messenger RNA, 1491 nt
Organism: Verruconis gallopava
Lineage: Eukaryota; Fungi; Ascomycota; Dothideomycetes; Venturiales; Sympoventuriaceae
Exons: 5
Coding region: 1-1491 (496 amino acids)
Biological process (GO): regulation of DNA-templated transcription
Molecular function (GO): DNA-binding transcription factor activity, RNA polymerase II-specific; zinc ion binding
Source: RefSeq, a predicted model, not a curated record
AUGGUGUAUCAGGGGCCUUCACGAGGUUGUCACUCUUGUAGGCGUCGCCGUAAGAAAUGCGAUGAGACACGCCCGUCGUGUCUGCGAUGUGUACGUGCUAAGCUACCUUGCCAUGGGUAUGAGGUCGACUCAGCAUUCACAUUUCGGCAACGCCCACCUCAAUUACCAGUCCAAUCGGCCCCGUUCGUCUCUAUUGCCCGGAAAUGCGGGCUGCCAAAACGUAUGCCCAUCGCAGAGUCCGGGGAAUUACCUGAGGAUGGCCUUCCUCCCGGGGUAACUCAACAGGACAGCGAUUGGAUCGCGUUUCGGGCAUUACUAUACAACUAUUGCGUCGUCCCUGCCAACGGAAACUUGUCAUCGGGGUACUUUGCAGAUCUUGAGCCUUUGGCGCUCCGUCUGGGUCCAAACUCAUCUCUAGUACGAGCUUGUUCGGCUGUGUCGCUUGCUUCUGGCGGCAAAGUUUUGCGGAGGCCCAACCUCGUUAGGCGAGCUGACCUUCUUUACCACGACGUCGUCCGCGACAUUUCUUCCGCAUUAGCGAACAGAGGCCCCUCGUACAGCAGAGAACUGGAGUUGGUCGUGCUUUUAUUGGGCUUGUACGAGAUGAUUACUUCAAGCUCACAGAAGUGCGGAAAUCACGCCGUUCACUUUGCGGGCUGGGCUGCUAUUUCAGGCAUUGAUCCAUCCUUUGAGUCUUUCAUAAUUUUUUAUCGACCUCAUAUGAAUGCCCAGGUCACCGCACGUUUCGCACUCUCUGGACAUCACGUGGACGAGAAGUGUCUAGAUACAUUAUUGCUUGAUGUAUAUCAGCUUCUUCAGUCGUGGCAUUCUGCUUGCUUACCGCGAAACUCUGAGCUCGCAUAUCGCAACGCUUUAGAAUUGGAUGCGCAACUGGUACGUUGGAAAGAUUCUGUUUCUCCUCAAGCUGCACCCACGGUAUUAUCAAAUCGCGCUUCAAAUCCAAGUUUUAGGACCGCAGCAUCCACUCCAAGUUUUUGGACAAACAAGACCGAAAUAUACCUCGACCUUCACGUUGCAGGGGUCUGGAACGUCUUUCGUGUGGCUCGACUCCUUCUACAUGAACUUAUUCUUCAAUCGUGUGAAAGGCAAUCAACCAUUGGACAAAAUGAAAUCGGGCAGCAUAUUUCUGAGGCAUUGUCUAUUGCCGAAGAAAUACUAGCAUCAAUACCGUUCCAUCUUCUAGACACUCUUCAGAUUUCCGUGGUUAACAACGUCGCACACACUCAGAUGGAAGAUAUUGGCCGGGUGCUUGGCGGGUUUCUGCUCUUGCAUCCGCUGUAUGUAGUUAUGCAGAUGUCAUUUCUUCCCCAUAAUAUGAAGAGCUAUUGCAAAGAAUGCCUAGAGUGGAUUAAUCUGGAAAUGGGCAUUGGAUAUGCUGAGGUCCUGGCAAAUAAUCCCACAUUAGAUAUAGACUUUUUAAUAAGCGGCUUUUUGCUUAUCUGGUCCGGCGCAAGCCAAAGCGCCAGAUAA